AUGGCGCUCGGGAAGGUCGCCAUCGUCAUCGGAGCGGGUAUUGUUGGGUCUAUGAUCACAAAGGAAGUUCAUUUUUCUGAUGUCACUUAUUUGUUUUCUGGUGCUUUCAAGAUUGUCACGAAGCACCUAAAACAAGAUAAUGGUAAUAUUCAAUCUUCUAGCAAACCACAGACUGAAUCUCUACUAGCACAGGUUAAUACUCUCCGUCAAGAGUUGCAACUCUUAGCAUCAUCAAGAUCAGUUACAAUUGUAACUGGUGCAAACUCAGGUUCUGGUACUUGUGGCAUCACAGCUGUUAUUGUGUUUGGGGCUGUUGGAUAUCUAUGUAUAUGGUGGAAGGGAUGGAAGGUUUCUGAUAUGAUGUUUGUGACACGUCGUGGUUUAUCAGAUGCUUGCACUACAGUCGGCAAGCAACUGGAGCUAAUCUCAGCAUCAAUUGCUACUGCUAAGCGUCAUUUAUCUCAAAGGAUUGACCGUGCAGACAUCAAUUUGGAGGAGAUCAAGGAACUUGCUACUGCCACCAAAUGUGAGGUCUCAAAGCUACAUGGGGAUUUGGGUUUGAUUCACACCGAUGUUGAAUCUGUUCACCGUGCUGUCCAGACUCUGGAGACAAAGCUUUUUCGAAUAGAGGACAGACAGGAUUUUGCAACCCAAGGAGUCUAUCAUCUGUGUCAGUAUGUGGAAAAAUUAGAACAGAGCAAAAGUCAAGAACUUAUUCAGACAGACUCUUUGCCACCUUUGACACUGGAAACACCAUCAUCGUCAAUGUCUUUGUCGUCAUCAUCUGCUGUUGAGAAGUCUAAGCUUGCAACAGCUGUAUUGGUUUCAGACCUAGUAAAGCUUAGCACAUAUAAUGUUCUUUAUUUUGCCAAAACAGUACUAAGAUCAAUGCUGGUGUACCAUGGUUGA
This is a messenger RNA of Musa acuminata AAA Group (dessert banana), 909 nucleotides long. RefSeq lists its product as uncharacterized. The transcript has 12 exons. NCBI's taxonomy places the organism in Eukaryota, Viridiplantae, Streptophyta, Magnoliopsida, Zingiberales, Musaceae. The record is from RefSeq and is a predicted model, not a curated record. The coding region runs from base 1 to 909 and encodes 302 amino acids.